AUGGAAUGCACGAGUGCCACUGAAGUAGUAGUCAAUCAAUAUCGUUCAAAAUGUGUAAGCUUACAGUAGCUACUUUAUUGUUAGUGUUUCUUAUCACUAUAUAUGCUUCACCUAGCAAAACUGUGGCCCCUGAUGGACCAUGUGAUAUUGUCUGUCUGGCAGUCUACGAUCCUGUUUGUGGUUAUAAUGGCAAAACAUUCAGAACUUUUGGCAAUGGCUGUGAAAUGGAUCGGGAAAACUGUGACAAAGAAAUAAAAUAUGCGGAGGUCGAUUUAAGUUUAUGUGAUUAAAAAGUUCAUUUGUUUACCAGGAAAUAAAACAUAUUGACAUUUCAUCUUAUUUUAUUAGAUUAGGUAAUUAUUGGUGCAAUUUCUAGAUACGCUUCCCGUUUUAGAAGAAACUUGAGAUAUAAACAGUGUUAAUUAAAUGAUAACUAGUGUAUCAAAGUA
Molecule: messenger RNA, 449 nt
Organism: Hermetia illucens (black soldier fly)
Lineage: Eukaryota; Metazoa; Arthropoda; Insecta; Diptera; Stratiomyidae
Product: enhancer of split M1 protein-like
Exons: 3
Coding region: 51-290 (79 amino acids)
Molecular function (GO): protein binding
Source: RefSeq, a predicted model, not a curated record